AUGCCUUUCGAACUCGAAGUAACAACGCUCAACCUUCUCUGCACAGCCUUUGGGCUCUUUUUCAUCCCAUAUGGCACGAUUUCGUAUCUCAUCAAGGAGCGCCUGUUCUUGGGUGAGGCGCCGCUGGCUGUUCUCAUCGGCAUCGGCCUAGGCCCCUACGGCCUGGGAGGCAUCUUCAACUGGGCCUCCAAAGAGGUCGAUAUCGACGAAAUCUCGCUCGGACUAUGUCGAGUCGUCAUUGGCAUCCAGCUGACGCUGGUCGGUGUGCAGCUGCCUUACAAGUAUCCCUGGAUCGAGAUCCGCAGCUUGGCCGUGCUGCUGAUCCCCAUCAUGACCAUCAUGUGGCUCGCGACCACGCUGUGCAUCUGGCUCGUCAUCCCCUCGCUGCCCGUGCUGGCAGGGCUCGUCAUGGCCAGCUCGGCCACUCCCACCGAUCCAGUGCUCUCCAACGCUAUCGUCAAGGGCGCGUUUGCAGACCAGUAUGUCUCGCCUCGCCUCCGCAACCUCAUCUCGGCAGAGAGUGGCGCCAACGACGGCUUUGGCUAUCUCUUCCUCUUCCUCGCGGUCCACCUGCUCAAGCUCGACACCACCACGCAGGCGCUUUCCACUUGGAUCUUCCAGACGUGCGUGUACACGGUCGGCGGCGCCGUGCUGUACGGCAUCGUUGUCGGCUACGUCUGCAGACGUCUCAUCGAAUUCUCCACCGACCGCAACCUGAUCGAUAAGGAGAGCUUCCUGCUCUUUGGCGCUGCCAUGGGCGUGUUCAUCAUCGGAUCCGGUGGAGUGCUGCAGUUUGACGAUCUGCUCGCUGCCUUUGUGGCAGGUAACGCACUGUCUUGGACCGACUUCUACCGCGAACAGUGCGAAGAGUCCGAGGUGGACAACUGCCUCGAUUUGCUCUUGAACCUCGUCUUCUUCAGCUUCCUCGGCGCUACCAUUCCCUGGGACUCGUUCAACGAUCCGGCAAACGGCAUCACCCCGGGUCGCCUCGUGCUGCUGUCCGUGCUCGUACUGCUGUUCAGACGGCUCCCUGCCAUGGUGGCGCUGUACAAAUACGUGCCGACGUUGCACGAUAUCUCGGAGGCGUGCUUCAUCGGCUACUUUGCACCCAUCGGUGCAGGCGCGCUCUUCUACCUUGGCGUCAUCCUGGACGAGUUCAAGCCCGAAGACCCCUCGCCCGUCGCAGAGCGCAUCCGCGUGCUCGCCAAACCCGUCACAUACGCCCUGAUCCUAGCGUCGAUCAUCGGCCACUCGCUCGCCAUCCCACUCGUCAAGAUUGCAUUCCGCUUCUUUGACGUCAAGUCCAUCAAGCUCGAGGGCGAAUCCGAUUCAGAAGAUGACAAUGCCAAGGAGGAGGAGGACGAUGACGACGGCGAGAGCGAGCACGAGGCGGACCAGGAUGCAGCGCAGGGUGGGUACGGAGAAGGCAACGUGCAGUCGCGCGACUACGCUCGCCCCAUUCGCAACCGUCGCGAAGAGUCCGAGGUGGAAGACGACUACGAGCAGGGCGAGCAUCACGAUCCGCGUCGUCGUUCGUACAGCAGAGCCAGUGGCUCGCGUCGCAGCUCGCGCGCCGACGAGAGCAGCCAGCAUUCCGGUGCCGGAUCGUACCAACAGUCGAGCGUGCAUCGGCCCGAACCACGACGUCGCUCCAGUCAGUAUCAUCAGGAUCCCGAGUCGAGCGGUGCAUACCAUACAAACGGAUCGUGGGAUGAGCAUGCCUCGUGGCGCGUGUCGAGCGGACACAAGUUGGGACCGCACCAUCAGCUGCGCAGGAACGACCAGACCGGGCUGCUCGAGCUCGACCCGAGGAUGUAUACGUUUGAGCACGGGGCGCCGUCUCAUUCGCGCCGACGUGGCGGCAGUACGAGGAGCACCAGCCGAGCGCCUAGGUCGAGGGUUGGGAGAGGCGCCGAGAGGGCGGAUGGCCCAGAGCGCGAAGAUCAAGACGAGUCGCAGGGGUUGUUGGAGGAAGGCAGGCGUCGACCUGCGACGACGCACGGCAGCUCGUAUGGCAGCACGAACCGUCGUUGA
Messenger RNA from Sporisorium graminicola, 2034 nucleotides. RefSeq lists its product as uncharacterized. Lineage: Eukaryota; Fungi; Basidiomycota; Ustilaginomycetes; Ustilaginales; Ustilaginaceae. The transcript has a single exon. The coding region runs from base 1 to 2034 and encodes 677 amino acids. Gene Ontology annotation, molecular function: sodium:proton antiporter activity. The record is from RefSeq and is a predicted model, not a curated record. Gene Ontology annotation, biological process: proton export across plasma membrane; regulation of membrane potential; sodium ion export across plasma membrane. Gene Ontology annotation, cellular component: plasma membrane.